Molecule: messenger RNA, 870 nt
Organism: Stylonychia lemnae
Lineage: Eukaryota; Ciliophora; Spirotrichea; Sporadotrichida; Oxytrichidae
Source: the annotation of a GenBank genome assembly
AUGUACUUUUUAAAUAGAAGAGUACUUUCAAUGGAGAUCUUUGUCCUUCAUUUAAAUCUUCUAAUUUUGAUAUCUGAGCAAGCCAAUGUACCGUAAAGCACAAUCAAACAAUCUAUUUUUCCAAUUCUGGUUGAAAAUGACAAAGAUGUUAAGCUAUUUCUUUUAGAUAGUGAUCCAUAUUCAAAUAUAGUUGCUGGAGGAAGUAUCUAAGCGAAAAAUGAUAAUUAUGAAAAUCCUGUUGUUGGAUACUUUGAUGAAUUAGGUCAAAACAAAUGGAUGAGAAUAAUUAGUGGUUAUUAAAAAAAUUUCGCAGUGAGCUUCCUUCAAUUGAUAAAUACGACAUACUCAUCUGUUUUCGUUCAAUUGAAUAGACCAGGGUUGGAGUAUCUAGUAAUAAAUGUGACUGAUGGUUUGAUUUUAAAAUAGCACUUGUACUAGCCUUCGAAUUAAGCUUAAGAAACUGUAAAUGUUUAUAUUGAUUCUAAUUCCACAUUAUACUCUAGUGUUAUUGACUAUAACUUAGGAAUUGGAAAUGUUUGGCUCUUUUCAAUCAAUCUAACUACAUCAGAAAUUAAGAUGACAACCAAGAUGAGAAUUAACAUAUUUUAUGACUAUUUUGAUUCUGGCUAGUAGCUCAUUGCUGGCAGUUGUAGUACGUGCAAGUAUUUGAUAUAUGCUGGAUAUUAAUUAGAAUAAUUUGAAUUCUACUACAUUGACAAAAAUUUUGUGAAUGAUCCUAUUUAUUUUGGAUAGAACCAAUAUAUUUCAAGAGGAAGAUUAAUCAAAUUGCUUGAUGAUGAUAAAACAUUUUUUUCUUGCGAAGAAACACCCUCAUCAAAUAACUUGUUUUUUGGGCGGUAUAAUGUUUGA